Molecule: messenger RNA, 1120 nt
Organism: Frankliniella occidentalis (western flower thrips)
Lineage: Eukaryota; Metazoa; Arthropoda; Insecta; Thysanoptera; Thripidae
Product: cysteine dioxygenase type 1
Biological process (GO): L-cysteine catabolic process
Molecular function (GO): cysteine dioxygenase activity; ferrous iron binding
Source: RefSeq, a predicted model, not a curated record
GCUCCCCCCGCGCCAUGGAGAUCACGUCGCUGCAGGACGUGGUGCUGCACAGCAAGCUGCCCUCCUUCGAGGCGCUGCGCCCCGCCCAGGAGCCCGCCUCGCCCAUCAACGGCCUCGACAAGCUGGUGCAGGAGCUGCACCGCAUCUUCCGCGACGACGUCGUCAACAUCGAGCACGUGAGCGAGGUCAUGGCCUCGUACCAGAGCAACCCCUCCGACUGGAAAAAGUUCGCCAAGUUCGACAGAUUUAGGUAUACGCGGAACCUCGUCGACGAAGGCAACGGCAAGUUCAACCUCAUGAUCCUGUGCUGGGGUCCCGACCACGGUUCAGCCGUACACGACCAUGCGGACGCACACUGCUUCAUGAAGAUGCUCCAGGGAACGCUGAGCGAGGUGCGCUUCAGCUGGCCCGACAGCCAGCUCGAUAGCCGGCCGGACCAACAGCUGCAGGAGGAAGAGGCCGACGAGGAGGGCCGGCCCCUGGAGGAGAUCUCCCGCACCGACCUGCGGCUCAACGACGUCUGCUACAUCAACGAUUCCAUGGGACUCCACCGCGUGGAAAACCCGUCGCAUUCGGACCCCGCCGUGUCGCUGCACCUUUACAGUCCGCCCUUCAACUCGUGCUCCGUGUUCAAUCAGCGGACGGGGAAGCGGACGAACUGCAACGUCACCUUCUGGUCCAAGCGAGGGAAGAAAAUCAAUAAGGAGGCCAGAUCGGCGACGGUCCCAGAGGACAACUGAAGGACGGAGACUACGUCAAGCUCCAUGGCGCGAGUCCCGGGUUUUAUUCUGUAUAUAUACUUUGUGGAGAUAUUUUAUGAUCAACGACCGUGCAAUAGUUACUACAUGUGCUUUUAAAACGAGAGGCAAGUGAGACCUUCCCGCGCCGGGCCUCGACUUUUCACAUUGAAACCAAGUCGUUCAUGUUUGCGCCUAUGGGCUGGAAAGUAGGCAACCCAACUUACGGCACAGGCGCAAUGGCUGCAGUGGCUGGCAGUGGCGGUCCUCGCCGGUCCUCACCCUCGUCUUUUAGCUUGCAUCACUGCACAGCUUUGGCUCGACCCUGCUUAUUUCUUUUACUCAUCUCCUCCCUCGCUCCCUGUUGCAAAAAUAUUUUUUUU